Molecule: messenger RNA, 4066 nt
Organism: Oncorhynchus gorbuscha (pink salmon)
Lineage: Eukaryota; Metazoa; Chordata; Actinopteri; Salmoniformes; Salmonidae
Product: high affinity cAMP-specific 3',5'-cyclic phosphodiesterase 7A-like
Exons: 12
Coding region: 872-2464 (530 amino acids)
Molecular function (GO): 3',5'-cyclic-AMP phosphodiesterase activity
Source: RefSeq, a predicted model, not a curated record
GCGGUCGCUCGAACGGUUCCAUCUCUGGCAGGUGGUGUGUUCGAGAGCAGACUAAUGUUUAGGAAGAUAGGUAGUUAAAGGAGAUCCAUUUACCUUGAUUCACAUUUUUGCGUUUUCGGUGCACUUAAUAUUGUUUGCCGGACGCCGAGUUUGAGUGAGAUUAACGUCGAGUUUCCCCUUGAGCCAGCCACUUUCUGUUGAAAUUACACAGUGCUGCAUUGAGUGAGACAGAAGUGUGGUCAAUUACGGGUACUAUUUAUACUUACAUUGUGAAGAAAGACCGAAUACAUAUUGAUAAUGUUUCUUCUGGCACGUUAACUGAAUACCACCAAACCACUGUAAAGGCAACUUCUCCAAUAUUUACCUCGUAGGAUUCCUUUCACUUCAUCCACCACUGCUGUAUGUCGGUAGCUGUUGUGUUUUGAGGGGUCGUUCCUUUUGUUUAGAUUUUGAGACAUAUCACGAUGAAUCACGUCUGAGAGGAGUUUUGGACAAAAAAUGAGUACGCGUUUUUAUAAAGAUGCAGAAAAUAUAGAGGCCUCGUCUUUUGCGGGCCCAAAUCUGUGUGGAAUAAGGAGCGAAGGAUCCGCAUUAAAAUAAUCCGAAUAUAAUGGGACCAAAUGAGACGAGAAACAUAGACAAUGUAUCAAUGACGGCGAUUUUGUCAAGUUUAAAGUCGCCUAGAACAAGAACAAGUAGCCUACCCUACUGCUGAAGCAACAACUGAUCCCCCCCACAAAGGAGGGAUACCGCUCUGCAAUCAACCCUUAUUCUUUUCCUGCAUUUCAUUUUCCAUUCUAUCAAUUCAUUUGUGUUUAUUACAUUUUUAAAAAUUGGAAUUUUGAUCUGGAUCCAGCUCUGACUUUGUUCAAUGGAAGUAUGUUACCAGCUGCCGGUUUUGCCUCUAGACAGGCCGGUUCCUAAGCAUGUCCUCAGCCGGAGAGGAGCCAUCAGUUUCAGCUCCAGCUCGUCUCUCUUCGGGGCUCCUGAUCCAAGACAGCUGUCUCAGAGACGAGGGGCCAUCUCUUAUGACAGCUCAGAUCAGACCGCUCUGUACAUUCGUAUGCUCGGAGAUGUGAGAGUGAGAAGUCGGGUAGGAUUUGACCCAGAAGGAAAAGGUUCCUACUCGUACCUGUGCAUCGACUUCCGCACCCUACACUCCUACUCAGACUCUAGUCUGAUCCCUGGUCCUGGCUUCAGUUCGGCUGGGCCUGUGUCUGGCAGGAGGCUCCGCAGACUGCUCAGCUUCCAGAGGUACCUGCACUCCUCCCGUCUGCUCCGGGGAACACCCCACCUCAACCCCCUCCACAUCCUGGAUGAGGACUACACCGGACAGGCCAAGUGUAUGCUGGAAAGGGUCGCGACCUGGAAUUUCGACAUUUUCCUCUAUGACAGAUUAACCAAUGGAAACAGCCUGGUGACGCUGACCUUUCACCUCCUUAACCAGUAUGGUCUGUUGGAGCUGUUUCAGCUGGACAUGGUAAAGCUGUGGCGCUUCCUGGUCAUGGUGCAGGAGGACUACCACAGCCUCAACCCCUACCACAACGCUGUGCACGCCGCAGACGUCACGCAGGCCAUGUACUGUUACCUGCGAGAACCCAAGCUGGCCAAGUCCCUGACGUCCUGUGACAUCCUCCUGGGCCUGUUGGCAGCCGCCACUCAUGACCUGGACCACCCGGGAGUCAACCAGCCCUUCCUCAUCAAGACGAACCACUACCUGGCCAAGCUCUACAGGAACUCCUCUGUUCUGGAGAACCAUCACUGGAGGUCUGCAGUAGGUCUGCUCAGAGAGACCGGCCUGUUCUCCCACCUGCCUGCUGAGGACGGGCUGAAGAUGGAGCACCAACUGGGUUCUCUUAUCCUAGCCACUGACAUCAGCAGACAGAACGAGUACCUGGGGAAGUUCAGGACACACCUGGACCAGGAUGACCUGUACCUGAGCAACGCCAGCCACCGACACUUCAUCCUCCAGAUGGCUCUGAAGUGUGCGGACAUCUGCAACCCCUGCAGACCCUGGGAGCUGAGCAAACAGUGGAGUGAGAAAGUGACGGAAGAGUUCUUCCACCAAGGAGACAUUGAGAAGAAGCACCGACUUGAAGUCAGUCCACUGUGUGAUAGCCAGAGUAACUCCAUGGCAAACAUUCAAAUUGGUUUCAUGACGUAUGUGGUGGAGCCUUUGUUUGCUGAGUGGGGCCGGUUCUCUGACACGCGUCUGUCCCAGACCAUGUUGGGCCACCUGGGGCUGAACAAGGCCAACUGGGGUGGGUUAGUACAGCAGGAGGGGUCCUCUAGCCCCGAGGAGCUGGAACCUAGCAGCCCUGCCUUCUUCACCAUGUCAAUGCCCGCCGUCACCGAGUCAGAACCAGAGUCUGCCUCUGCUGCGGAACCCAUAGCUGUCACCACGGCAACAGCCACAGGAGAAACCAACUACAAAGAAAUACCUCAGGGAAGCAAAGAGUCCUGACACUCCAUGUUUGCCCUUAGAACCCUGACCCCUGACCCUUAACCGCUAGCCUCGACACAUACUGGGGAGAGGGUGGGAGGAGCGGGGUGUGGCCUUUAACCCCCCUACUCCCACUGCCCCACCAGAACAGUACUCAUGUUUUUGUUGCCUUUGCCUCCCAUAUUUGACAAACCACAGAUUUAAUUUAUUUCAUUUUAAAUUUUUUCCUUGGCAUACAUAGAUACUGCUGCUGUAUUUAGUAUUUUUAUUGGCUUAUUUUAUUUAUUUAUUUAUCCUCUGUAGUUUUAGCCUUACUAAUGUAACACCACCAUUUUGAAGGCGAAGUGCCAUUUUCAAACAAAGUUCUGUAGGAGGAUUUGAAACACACUGAGCAUUGAAGAGAUGCUCUCUAAUGACCGCACAGAGAUGCCGUGAUGUGUGUUGAUGCAUUUGUAAGGAAUCUUCUUCCUGACGAUGAUGUGACAAGCCCAGUCCUUUUGCUGCCUCUAUGAAGACUGUUUACAGAUGUCUUGUUUGUUUAUCCUUGUUGUCCAUUCGAAAUGAAUCAUUAUGGUUCAGCGAUAUGCCUUCUAAGCACAGAUGCGAAGAACCACUAGUGUUUGAAUUGUCGACUCACUGCUGAAGUUGACUGAUACACACACACACACACACACACACACACACACACACACACACACACACACACACACACACACACACACACACACACACACACACACACACACACACACACACACACACACACACACACACACACACACACACACACACACCCCAGAUGCCAUAAAGAAACACCCCCUGUGCUCCAUUGUAUUCAUCUCUUCCUUGCACUGCCAAAAGACUGAAAUAUUGGACACAACUUCUGUUCUGAGAGAACUUGGGUUAGACAGAAUGGUAUUCUAGAAUGUAACUAAUAUGAAGAAGCAUUGUUGUCAGUGACUGUAGAGAAUGCAUGACCUCUAACCCUGGACCAGUCACUGAGGCAUAGUACACACACCCCAUCUGAAAACUCCCGUCACAACACCACUCACGCAGGGUGGACUGUAGGAGGGAUGUUUACUGUGGUUUAGCUACCUGUGAAACAGCUGUUUACUUCUACUGAAUGGGACUCUCUCAGAAUGUCUCUCAUUAUCAUCAUAGCCACAUGCAACCUAGGACUGCUGUACUGAUGCCUUAUAACUAUGCACACUGCGCUAAGUGACCAAACCAGCUCCCUACCACUAGUUCUUCUAGUAAUCUCAUGAAGUACAUCGUGUGCUUGUCCUCUUAAUGCACUGUCUGAUUUUCUUUUGCCUUUUUUGUGAGGAAAAACUGAACUCAAACACAUUCUGUAUAUAAAUGGUUUUUUGUUUUUUUUACAUUCCAUCUCCAUUUAUACAUUUUUAUUUUUUCUGUAGACUGCACAAAGAUUUUAAUAACAGGUGCUUUUUCCUAUUUUAGCUGAUUUGAGUAUUUUCGCUGUAAGACUGUUUACAAUUUGUUGCGACAGCCAUUUUGGGAAGAAGACUUGUCAAGCCAUUUUGUACAGGAUUUGCCGUAUUGACCUUUUGAUACAUGCUUGUUGCCGUUUACAUUUUGAUAAAUAAAACAAGUUGACAUGAA